CCGGAAGUGGUGCCCAGGGCUGGUUGUUAGGCGACGGGGAGACGGAGGAAGAUGGCGGAGAGCGGGAAGAGCAAGAGCGGCAGCGGAGGAGCGCCGGCGUCGGCGGGGUCCUCGGGAGGUGCCGGGGCGGCGGCAGCCAAGGCCCUGACGGCGGAGCAGGUGGUGGCUGGAUUUAACCGCCUGCGCCAGGAGCAGCGAGGCCUGGCCUCCAAGGCAGCGGAGCUGGAAAUGGAGCUCAAUGAACACAAGUUAGUUAUCGAAACGCUGCGAGAGGUGGAUCCGACCAGGAAGUGCUACCGGAUGGUGGGAGGCGUGUUGGUGGAGCGCACCGUGAAGGAGGUCCUCCCGGCCCUAGAAGGCAAUAAAGAACAGAUCAACAAAAUCAUAGAGACGCUGAGCCAGCAGCUGCAGACGAAAGGCCGGGAGCUCAACGAAUUCCGGGAAAAGCACAACAUCCGCCUGAUGGGCGAGGACAACCAGAAGGCUCCGGCCAAAGAAAACGCCGAGGGGUCCGGCGCCAAAGCCACUUCUGCGGGGGUCCUAGUCUCCUAGUAGAGGCCAGAGGGCUCUUCUCUUCAAGGACUUAACACCCUCCUUGCUCUCGGCCUCAGAGGCUUAACCUUAUUAUUGUUAUUAAUUUUGGAUGUCAUUCAUUGUAAUAUUUCUUUUGUUAAAUAAACGUUUUGUGUGUCACUUA
Sceloporus undulatus (fence lizard) is the source of this 697-nucleotide messenger RNA. It is a transcript of the gene PFDN2, whose product is annotated as prefoldin subunit 2. Gene Ontology annotation, cellular component: prefoldin complex; cytoplasm. Gene Ontology annotation, biological process: protein folding. The transcript has 4 exons. Gene Ontology annotation, molecular function: protein folding chaperone. The coding region runs from base 52 to 552 and encodes 166 amino acids. NCBI's taxonomy places the organism in Eukaryota, Metazoa, Chordata, Lepidosauria, Squamata, Phrynosomatidae. The record is from RefSeq and is a predicted model, not a curated record.